UGAUGGAGGGUGGGAGGCUGCCCGAGCCGAGUCUCCGUCCUGUUUACAUGAGGAAAUUCGCUCUUCUGGACUAAGAAAUGAGAAUACAGGUGACAUGACAGAGGGCAGCAUGAAGGGGGUUGAGAAUGAGGAGUUUGUGGAGGCCAUGCAUGACUACUCUUACCAGUGGGAAGACCGCACCCUUUCUAUGACAAAGGGAGAAAUUUUCAUGCUCAUCAAACGUGCGUCUCCUGAUUGGUGGCAGGUAAUCAGACACGGAGAACAACGAUCUUUCUUUGCGCCAAAACAGUACCUCCAGCUAACCACCGUGUCAUACGAACAAAUGAAGCAGGUGUCCAGGCAAGGGCGUCUGCAACAGAAAUCAAAACAGGAAGAGUCUAGUGGUCAGAGUCAUGGUAUGCCACAGAUUUCAAAUGAUAACAUUCCUUCACCACCAUUUACUGAAAUUCCCUCAUCCACAACUCCCAAUGCUAGUCAGAGUUAUAUGACAAAGAUAGAACCAAGUAGGGUAACAAAGGAAAGAAGUGAUCCGUAUCCAAGCAGACCAGGUGGUCUGUCCUCCUUCAAAAGUGAAUCCCCAAUUGUUCCUCCAAAAGGACUACCACACAGGAGUGGUAGCAAUGAGUUCCCAUCUCCUACGGCACCCUCAAGAGGCUUUUCCCAGGGUGGGCAUGAGUCCUCUUCAUCUCACACCUCCAGGUCAAGUCUCAAUGAUAGUAGCAGAUGCAGCAUGGAGUCUCUUACACAACUCCAUGCAAGGAAGCAAGCAAUAAAGGCAGCUUCACAUGAUGAACUGAUGUCUGGGGAAAGGAGUAGAUCUGUGCUUGAUGUGAGCCAACCAAAAGCAGCUAGCAGCGAAGAACUUGAUGGACGAUAUUGUGGGAGGGAUUUUUUUUUCAAGAGCAAUCAGCUAAGUUACCGUCAUAGAUCUAACUCAGUAGAUUUCAGAUUAUUUCAAAAGGAUCUUGCAUUCAGUGAAAUGAAGCAAGGUUCUUUAGACAAAAGCAGAAAGCCAAGAAUAUCAAAAGACCCGGGAACAGGAGGAGGUCAUGGGCUUUCUGAAAAUCUGGGGAAACUUGAGGGACCAAUAGAUAUUAAGUUGCAGGAAGUGAAGAAAGCAAAACCUGCUUUACCACUUACUGGUCCAAAUGUGAAAAGACUUGGUCAGGACUAUGAUAGAAGCUUAAAAGGUCCUGAUACCUCGACUCUGUCUGAAAACCAAAGGAAAGCUUCACUCCGUCGUCAAGAUGGGAUGGAUGCAAAAGACCCUCCGGUGGCUCUGCCAAGGAAGUUCAUUCCCCACAAGUUUCGUCAACAGAAAGUAAGACAGAAGAGCAGGGGAGUAAACAGAACCUAA
Penaeus vannamei (Pacific white shrimp) is the source of this 1357-nucleotide messenger RNA. The record is from RefSeq and is a predicted model, not a curated record. NCBI's taxonomy places the organism in Eukaryota, Metazoa, Arthropoda, Malacostraca, Decapoda, Penaeidae.